AUGUUAACCUUUCUGCUUCUCACUUUUAUAUUAUCAUUAAACAAAUCUGAAAGUGGAGUUCUUCAAGCGAAACGUCUCCAGACCGGUGAAUUUCCGUAUUUGAUUCAAUUCCAAACGAUUUCAGCAUGUGGAGGUGUUUUACUUACCCCAGAUUGGGUAUUGACAGCUGCACAGUGUGUCAUGUUCAAGAGAAGUGCAAUAUUUGUCCACCUGGCAGGCGCAAACGACCCAAAUGGAAGACUAGUUGGUGUGAAAGCAACUUAUAUCCACCCAAAUUACGAUUUCUACUCUGAAUUCCAAGAUUUCGAGCACAACAUUGCUCUUUUAAAGCUAUCAGAGCCCUACGAAAUUUCCAAGAACGAUAAGCCCCUCCAAAUCGGUCCCCUGAGGAUAGACGACACCUACAAAUCGUGUCUGGUCUUCGGAUGGCAGAGCACCGUCUUCCCGAACUCGAGGGUCUUCGCUAAACCAGUUCAGUACAUCGAAGUUCUGCCGAAUGCCUGGAAAAUCUGCACCUACGCUCAGGGAAUCUACGGGCCCAUCUCCAACCGAGAAAACAUAUUCUGCGGGAUGAUAGAGAGUGACGAGGGGCUGAAAGCUUGUGCUGGAAAUCCGGGAUCUCCCGUUGUUUGUGAGAAUCAGUAUGGGCGGAGUAUCUUGUUGGGAAUUGCUUCCUGGACGAAUUACUCGUUGUAUUGCGAUGGUCUGCCGACCUAUUUGAGCGUUGCUCCUUUCAGGUAA
This is a messenger RNA of Diachasma alloeum, 741 nucleotides long. Its product is annotated as serine protease hepsin. The coding region runs from base 1 to 741 and encodes 246 amino acids. The record is from RefSeq and is a predicted model, not a curated record. The transcript is spliced from 2 exons. Gene Ontology annotation, biological process: proteolysis. Gene Ontology annotation, molecular function: serine-type endopeptidase activity. NCBI's taxonomy places the organism in Eukaryota, Metazoa, Arthropoda, Insecta, Hymenoptera, Braconidae.